AUGGCGAUCACUGCGGUGGACGUCUGCACUCUUCAUGGGCCAACCCAGGAGGUUCCCAGAGAGGAAGGUGGGGCGAAGGGACCCCGCCAGCUCAGGCCUGACAUUGCUGGCUGUGCGCAGGUGACCACAGGUGCUCUGCCCAGCCCCACCUCCAGGGCCGGGCUGUCCGCUGUGCUGGCUCUGGUCCAGAGAGGAUGGAGGUGGGGACUUUGGUCCCAUCCAGGGUGUGGGUGUGACUCCUGGGCUGGGCCUUCUCAGGUGGUCGAGUCGGGUGUUCUGGACCAGCUAAGCACCGAGGAGCGCAAGAGGCAGGAGGCCAUCUUCGAGAUCCUCACGUCCGAGUUCUCCUACCUGCACAGCCUGGGCACCCUGGUGGCCGCGUUCCUGCGGUCCCCGGUGCUGCGGGCCACCAUGACACAGACGGAGCACCAUCACCUCUUCUCCAACAUCCUGGACGUCCUGGCUGCCAGUCAGAGGUUCUUCAAGGCCCUGGAGCAGCGGCACCAGGCACAGGUGUGUGUGGAGGACAUCAGUGACAUCCUGGAGGAGCACGCAGAGAGGCACUUCCACCCCUACGUGGUCUACUGCUCCAACGAGGUCUACCAGCAGCGCACGCUGCAGAGGCUGACGGGCAGCAACACCGCCUUCCGAGAGGCGCUGCGGGACAUUGAGAAGCAGCCGGCGUGCGGGGGCCUGCCCAUGAUCUCCUUCCUGAUCCUGCCCAUGCAGCGCGUGACCAGGCUGCCCCUUCUGACCGAUACCCUCUGCCUGAAGUCCCAGGGCCACCCUGAGAGGUACAAAGCUGCCAGCCAAGCCUUGAAGGCCAUCAGCAAGCUGGUGAAGCAGUGCAAUGAGGGGGCGCACACCAUGGAGCGCACGGAGCAGAUGUACACGCUGCACACACAGCUGGACUUCAGCAAGGUCAAGUCUUUCCCCCUCAUCUCCGCCUCCCGCUGGCUGCUGAAGCGAGGGGAGCUGUUCCUGAUGGAGGAAGCCGGGAUUUUCAGGAAAAUCGCCAGCCGGCCCACCUGCUACCUGUUCCUGUUCAACGAUGUCCUGCUUAUCACCAAGAAGAAGAGCGAGGACAGCUAUGUGGUCCAGGACUACGCCCAGCUGGACCACAUUCAGGUCCGGAAGCUGGAGCCCUUGGAACCGUCGUUGCCGGGAGCCGGCACCCGCAGCUCCUCCGUGCCUCACCCCUUCCAGGUGACCCUGCUGCGGAACAGCGAGGGCCGCCAGGAGCAGGUCCUGCUGUCCUCGGACUCCGCGAGUGACCGGGCCCGGUGGAUCACAGCGCUCGCCUACAAGGAGAGGCAGUGGCAGGGUCCCACCAACAAAGGAGAGCUGCCCCAGGUGGAGGUCACCAAGGCCUACUUCGCCAAGCAGGCGGACGAGGUCUCCCUGCAGCAGGCGGAUGUAGUGCUGGUCAUGGAGGAGGAGGAUGGGUGGCUACAUGGAGAACGGCUCCGAGACGGAGAGACGGGCUGGUUUCCUGAGGAUGUCGCCCGGCGCAUCACCAGCCCUGUGGCAGUGGAGGGCAACGUGCGCAGGAUGGAGCGGCUGCGGAUAGAGACAGACGUGUAGUGGCAGCUGCCCCAGAGCUGGCCUGCAGCAGGGGCAGCUUCGUCCCAACCAGUGCCUGGCCCUGCGAGGCUCCAGCUCCACAGGAGGAAGAGCUUGUCUGCCCUCCGGAGAAGAGUGCUGGGACCAGCUCACAGGCUACCAGUGCCCAACCCAGGCUGCGUUUCAUGGGACUCUGGCCCAGCCCCCAGCUUCUGGCUACAGCACCCCCAUCUGGUGGGGCCCAUGGGCAGCUGUGGGAGAUUGAUGGGAUUUGAGGACCAGCCUGGGACCGUCUCCCCCGUGGCCUUCCUGCUCCCAAAUGGACAAGAAGGACCCUUGAGGUCCCAGUGGUGCCCACACUCUCAUCUGGGGGUGCAGCAAGGAGCGGAGGGAGCUGCAGAGCCGGCAGGAAGACCUCAGCGCUGAGCUUUUAAACAUUAAAGUGUUUCU
This is a messenger RNA of Octodon degus (degu), 2013 nucleotides long. RefSeq names its product rho guanine nucleotide exchange factor 16-like. Lineage: Eukaryota; Metazoa; Chordata; Mammalia; Rodentia; Octodontidae. Gene Ontology annotation, biological process: activation of GTPase activity. Gene Ontology annotation, molecular function: guanyl-nucleotide exchange factor activity; protein binding. The record is from RefSeq and is a predicted model, not a curated record. The transcript has 12 exons. The coding region runs from base 1 to 1584 and encodes 527 amino acids.